UAAAGGAAGAGGUUUUUCUGAAGAGGAGGCUUCCUUGUUGUCUCUUUCCAGAGAAGAAAAGAUGAUUGAUACUCUCGGACUUAUUUGCAUGAUUUGGUGGAUGACUCUAUUUCAUUCCUUGCAUGCUGAUACCUGUUGUAAGGAGCUAGAGACACAAGAAUCACCUAUUACAAACUUGAUAUUGAACUGGAGAAAAAUGGAACUGUCUUGGGAGAGCAGCAUGAAUUUCUCUGAGUACACUUGUACUGUGGCCACAGAUAUGGAUCCUAUACAGAAAAAGGUGGAGAGUUCACCGUGCUGCUUUUCAAUUGAGGUAAACUUGCCCCUCCACAAUGGUGCGGUCUUUACCAUUGAAGUACCAAACACAAACAUCUCAAAAAGCUGCGCAUUUAUUCCUAGAGGCAUGCCCGGGACAGCCAUUAAAAAUUUCUCCUGUGUGAUUUACAAUAUUUCCCUUAUGAACUGCACUUGGCAUGCGGGCAGGGAUGUGCCACGUGAUACCCAGUACUUUCUCUACUGGCAGAACUCAAGAGAAGAAGAAGAGAGGGAAUGUGAGCUUUAUGUUGAAGAUGAAAACAGGAGGCACAGGGGAUGUCAAUUCCAAAAUGUAAUGAUAAAAGAUACAAUUACUUACUUUGUGGUGAAUGGGUCUAGCAAAGACUCCCUGAUCCAGUUCUAUGAUGAGUACAUCGAACUGUAUACAAUUGAAAGACUUACUUCUCCGUUAAAUGUCACUGUCAAUUGUACUGGUGAUCCACAGGGUUGCAUAAUUGAAUGGCGAGAACCCGUUACAAGUCAUGUGGGAAAUAAAGAUUGUUUUCAAUACGAAAUUAACAUACAAAGUAAGGAUAAGCUCAAAGAAGAGAAGAUAGAUCCUCCCGUAACAGUAAGGAACUACAGAUAUGAAUUUCAAAAUUACAAUGCUAAAAAAAAAUAUAUUCUGAAAAUCAGAGCACGUGGAAAAAACUGUCUUGUAAACUCAAACUGGGGAGAAUGGAGUGAACCCACUGAGUUUGGUCAAGGGAAAGAUGAUUUUAUUUUUGUGAUUUUAAUUCUGAUAGCACUUGGAACAAUCUCUGUGACAUUGCUCCAAUUCUUCUUUUGCAAAAGGUACUGCAGCUUCAAAAGAGUAUGUUCUCCCAUUCCACAACCAAGAGACAAAUUUAACAUACCAACUGAUGAAGAUGUCCAGGUAUGUUUUCUUUUCAAUUUAGUCACGUUUAUUAACUAGAAUUCACCAUGGGCUAGAAAAAUUGGCAUAUAAA
Messenger RNA from Rhea pennata, 1265 nucleotides. Its product is annotated as granulocyte-macrophage colony-stimulating factor receptor subunit alpha-like. Gene Ontology annotation, biological process: cytokine-mediated signaling pathway. The transcript has 11 exons. The coding region runs from base 62 to 1231 and encodes 389 amino acids. Gene Ontology annotation, cellular component: external side of plasma membrane; membrane. NCBI's taxonomy places the organism in Eukaryota, Metazoa, Chordata, Aves, Rheiformes, Rheidae. The record is from RefSeq and is a predicted model, not a curated record. Gene Ontology annotation, molecular function: cytokine receptor activity; protein binding.